Triplophysa rosa is the source of this 4162-nucleotide messenger RNA. RefSeq names its product ERBB receptor feedback inhibitor 1. Gene Ontology annotation, biological process: negative regulation of epidermal growth factor receptor signaling pathway; regulation of keratinocyte differentiation. Bases 736 to 1827 code for a protein of 363 amino acids. The record is from RefSeq and is a predicted model, not a curated record. Gene Ontology annotation, cellular component: extrinsic component of cytoplasmic side of plasma membrane. Lineage: Eukaryota; Metazoa; Chordata; Actinopteri; Cypriniformes; Nemacheilidae. The transcript is spliced from 4 exons.
AGAUUCUUAUGAAACAAAUGCAUGUCUAAUGUUUCAGGCUUAAUAUUAGGUUAUGUAACGACUUUUUAUGAGCGUAAUCACGGAGAUGUUUUAAUAUAACUGUAAUUUCGCCUCGCCUGCGUUCUAGAGCAGUGAUUCAAGACCACACAACUUCAUAUGGAAGACAGACGCAACCAGCGGAAACGCGCAACAUCCACGGAACCACCCUCGCACGCCCACUCUCUACGCCCACAUGCUUUGACAGAUCUGUGUGUACCUUACCCGAUUCCCGUGAAACGUUUGACAUGGGUUGUUCAAAGAAACGUCCUCACAGUUGUUUGGUUUGUCAAACAAUUUCACGCUUCCGAAAGCAAAGCGCGUUGUAUUUCUAUAACAAACGAUGCCGUAAAGUCUCCACUGAACGGUACCUUUAAGACGGUAGGCGGGGCUUGCAGGCUGACGUAGACGCUAAUAUAAAUAGUUUCCAGCUCGCGCAGCUUUCCAUGAUGAAAGCGGCAAGUUGCGCGGCAGAAUCAUCUCUCACACGUGUUUGUUUGAUUUUGUGAGCGAUACGCUGGGAUUACUCGCAGCACUCGACCCUUGUACACUGGAUAUAAGAAGACGCAAGAAACGGACCUCUUAAGAAUUACUUCACUAAUACUAUAAUAGUGGAGCAUAUAAGACCUGUUUUGCUUACUGAUGGGAAGAUUAUGAGUUCUGCUGAUUUGAGAACUAUCCUCCACUCUCUUCAACGGUAUGGCCUCUGCCCAACCACACUGGGAUCAACACCAUGACACCAUGGACAGACUGUGUUUUGAGUCCAUGGAUCACAGCUUGAGAAUGUAUCAGCAAGGCUCUACAGCCGUUGGCUUCGAAAGAAGGAUGUCUGGCUCGUGCUCUCCUCCGUGUUUGUCUCCCAAGACAUCAAAUCCUACACAGCUCUUGUUUUCCUCCCAGUGCCACCCACCUGCGGGAGACCAGGUUGUUCCAUCAUUACAGAAACUUUCUGUAUAUGAGCACAUACCCCCUUGUUCACCCAGGAGAAACACCAAGCCCCUCCCUCCUCUCCCAGACAUGGACGACCUGUCCACUGAUGAAGCAGACGACAGCGAGGUAGAGUUUUUCUCCAGCACCUCUGAAAACCAGUGUCUGGUGCCCACGCGCUACUCUAAAACCUCAUCCUUCCAGUACGGCUUCCUGGGCAGGCGAAGUUUCCGGGGAAGCGGUCAGGUUAACUUUGCUUAUUAUGAAGGGAUACAAGAACAUCAGAAAUUGGAGCAGAUAGUAACGGAAGACCGAGACAGACCGCAUGAAAGACCUCCAUGCAGGCUACACCGCUCCCAUUCUGGACCUGCUAGAUCCUUUAAGGCUGCCAACUUCAGGCACCACACGCCCCACAACCACCCACAUGAGAAACCCGAAGUCCCGCCUCGCAUUCCGAUCCGUCCUCGCCCUGGGGAGCGCAAGGGUGGCGGACAACCAUCAGCUGAUGACGAUGAUGUAGACAAACCCCCUGAAGUUCCACCCAGGGAGCCCAUCCCUCAAGUCAUACCACGUGCCAUCAGUCCAAAAAGUCUCCCCAUAUAUGUCAAUGGUGUAAUGCCUCCGACUCAGAGCUUCGCUCCCUAUCCCGAGUACGUCAGCAAGGCUCAACAAAAGCCGAGCUGUGAGGGUCUGACAGCUCCCCGUACCCCCUGUAUACUGCCUAUCAUUGAGGAUGGGAAAAAAGUUAGCAAUACCCAUUACUUCCUCCUUCCCCAUCGGCCCGGAUACUUGGACAAGUUUGAAAGGUUUUUCAAAGAGUCCGACUCUGCUCAUAAUGGAUACAAGCCAAAGUGGAACAGUUAGAAUUGAAAUAUAUAGAAGGAUAUAGAAGCUAGAUCCUAAUAUUGUUGGACUUUUGAAUUAAUUCUUGCAGUGUUUCACUUAACUGGCCUUUUUGGCGAUUAAACAGUGUGUUCUUGGACUCGACAUACACACACACAGACAACAUACAAAGGAUUGAUAGUUUACCACUGCUGGAAACUGCAGGGCAGCUCUGUUGGAAGUGUCAUUUAUGGACGAUUUGUCACUUUGUGUGUGUGUGUUUUGUAUUACAUUUGAGUGUGCAGUAUCCAUUUAUGAAGGAAUGGGAUACUCCGUUACACUCUUAAUACUGUUGGGUACCCUGAGUAUAAGCUGGUCUUAUUGUGAAUUAAAAAGCUGUCCCUAUUAAGACUAUGCACACAAAUUACAUUAUUCUUGAAAAAGUUGGAGCAAUAGCAUUGAUCUGAAACAUUAAAAAAGCGCACUAGACAAGAUUGGAUAGUUUUAGAUUUUUAGACAUUUUCAGUGAGGUUUGUUAAUCACAUCUUUUCUUUGAUAUCUUUGUGCUUUGCUGCUUUUUUUGACCACUCAGAUGUGACAAAAUGUCGUUUUAAUUGAACAGAAGCGCUACUUUGUUUGCUAAGAGCAAGACAAUUUUCAUUAGUUGCGUCUGUUACACGGGCAGUACAGCCACUACUCCAUCUGGAGUCCAGAACACUGGACAUAAAUGAGUUGACGAAUGGUAUUUUACUGUAUUUUUAUACUUGUUUACCAUGAAGUUGUUUUACUGAAGAAGAGAUUAUGAAAGGAGGUUAGAAAGGCCAUGCUGUUCCUGACCUUGUGUUUUUUUGUUUCUCACCAAAUGUCCUUUUUUGUCUUUUGACCUUUUUAGGAUCUUACAAUUAUCAAACCAAUAACUGUUUACAUUUUAUUAUUAUUAUUAUUAUUAUUGUCCAACAGAUUUACAUUUGUUUUCUGUGAUGCUUAUUGUUAACUGACCUUUGUCUCGAACACAGAGGAAACAUUUCUAAAAUGUACAUUAUUGGUGUAGUUUUUCACACCAUCAAUCUAUUUAAAUAAAUAAAGUAACUUAUUUAUACAUACAUUGUUUCCUUCUAAGGCACAGUGAAUAUACAUGUGCAGUGUAGUUUUGUGAUCAUGGCAAGCGUUCAAAAAAGGGCAAUUGUAUGAAAUUUAGCAGCAUCUAGCGGUGAGGUUGCAACCAACGGCUUCAGGGGCCGAUUAAGGGGCCCCUAGGCUGCUCUUUGGGUGAGGCCCCCCUUAGGUGGCUUUCAGGUGCCUUUCACGCUUGCAGUUUAGUUCGGAACGGGGCACGGUUUGCAUGAAAAAUCGCAAAUGUAAAAGCUGUAAAGUUGUGCUUUAGUUGAUAACAAUGCAUUUACUUCAAUAAAACACAUGUAAGAGAUGAUACAAUGGAAAUUUACCUUAGAUUUGAGCAAGAGUGAGCCUGCAUUGUUUUGCAAGUGGAAUCAGAGCGCCGGCACAUGAAUGGUAAAACGAUGUUUCCAGAUUUAAAGGGGUCAUAUGGUGCGAAUACGUGUUUUUCUGUGACUUUGGUGUGUUAUAAGUUGCCCAUGCAUGUAUUAGACACGUAAAAAUGUAAGUGUCGAAACAAAAGAUGCAUUCUAUUUAAAAGCGAAUGCUCACCCAGACCUGCCUGAAACGCCUCGUGUAACCACACCCCCACAAAUCUACGUCAGUUCGUGGUAUGAUUUGACUAAGACCGCCCAAAUGUAUACGCAAGUAAGGUGGGCGUACCUGUCAGUACAAUUGCUUUGGAACCUGAUGUUCCAAAUAUGGUAAGAGGCGUUACAUUUCCGUCACACGCUUGCAGUAUUUGACCAAUCACUACGCACUGGUUAACUGGCCAAUCAUAGCACACCUCGCUUUUCAGAGCGAUGAGCUUUGUAAAAAAUUUGCGCGUUUCAGAGAGGCGGGGCAAAGAGAAGAUACAAACAUCAGAAUCAGAAUCAGAAGAGCUUUAUUGCCAAGUGUGCUUGCACACACAAGGAAUUUUCUUUGGUGUUGGAAGCUUCUAGUACAGACAUUCAACACAAUGACAAUACAAUAUAAUACGAUUUACAGUCUAAAAGAUUCUAAAUUGUGCAUAUAUCAAAUAAAGACUAUUUUACAGAAAAUGGGGGAUGGUAUGCAUGGUAUGUGGAAAAGACAGCGUUUUUUAACCUUAAAUCGUGUAUACACAUUGCAUUACAUCUAAAACAAACGAUCAUCGUUUUAGCCGUGUCAUAUGACCCCUUUAAAAACAGUCCUGAUAGUCUGUUUGCAAGCAGCAGAAAGCUCUGUAAGCGAACAUACAGUAAGACCAAGUGUUGUUUACUCUGCACUGCGCAUAAUA